GACUCCUCCUCGACGUGCAUGAGCUCACUCACAGUCUUCAGUCUUGUUCCGCAUCGUCGAGGAUGACUUUCCACCACUUCCCUCUGAUAUCUCGGACAAUUUGAGAGACUUCCUGCAGCUAUGCUUUAUCAAGGAUCCAUCAGCUCGACCAUCAGCUACGCAGCUUUUCCUUCAUCCUUGGGUGAUGCGACCCGAUCUAGUUGUGAGCCUCACUCGCCUGAUUCGAGGCACUUCUGACGACAUCUAGGAUUCCCGCCCCAUGGACUCUGUCCCGUUCCUCCGCAGACUGAGCAUGGAUUCCCGCCGUCCAGAUUCCAGCGUCAUCUUCCCCAGGUAUGGCGAAGGUACCAGACCCAACAGCAUGGCCUUAACCGCAUCUCGACCCGCGAGCAUUGCGGUUGCCUCUGAGAUGUCGGAAGAGGAUCUACGCGCGGUCUUUCGACAAAAUCUACACUCACCCAAUUUACAAUUCGCUUCUCGGGUUCCGACGCCCGAGUCGACCCCUAGAAAGAAUCACAAGCUAAUCAAAACCACGUUCAGCAACGCGAUUCUUUGCCGAGUCUGCCAUGCCAACGUCAAGAAGUCUGGCCUCUUGUGCCAAACAUGCGGCAUGAUCUGCCACACUACAUGCGCCACCAAAGCCGGCAUGACAUGCGACGUCAAGUUGCAACUCGUGCUUCUGGCCCGACAAGAAGAGAUGCUCAGCAUGGCCGGCCUUGAAACCACAACUUCUUUCCAUUCACCGCAGUCAACCCAAACACGAGGUCAGAGGGGUGCAUCGAGUCCGGCACCGAUGUCUCCCGCCGAAGACGCCGACCACGACAACGAGACUAUCGGGGCAGGCAAACUGUUCGCAGGUCUUCGGGCGCGUCGCGAAUCGGCAAAGGGUCCUUCUCGCAUUCGCCGUCUGUCGAGACGUUCGUCCAAAGCCGUGCCUGACGACCUCACUGCUGCCGAGUGCUUUUCAGCCGAGCCGAGCGAGCACCGGAGAGACAAUGCUACUCGGUUCCAAACUGAGAUGCGGCACUUGCACCACCAUGAAGGGGUCGCUUCCUCAGCAGCCACGAAAUCGCAAAACAACCUUCAGAUCGACGUCCUUCCCGCCUCCUCUCGGGAAUUGGAACCGAGUGGCAAAAGUGACUGUUCGAUUAUGUAGCAUACCACGUCUACCAUACCCUACGCCUCUGACACCAAACAAUCUGUAUCCAUAGCUUGUCUCCUUGCCAUAUCAUUUUCCUUGGUUGAUUUCCGGCUUCUCAAAACACGCUUCUACAAACUGAUUAGUUUGCGCAUCAUCGUACAUGAUACAUGCCAUGCACGUUUGUAGCCUUAGCAUCAGACGUGGUUCUGUGCUUUGUGCUGCAUCCCUUGGAAGACUACGUGAAGUCUGGCUGAUGGUUCGGCGGUCUGCCAAGACUUGGCCAACUGAAAAGCUAGCUAUAUUUAAAGCUCAGUUGCAUCACUGAUCUGGCCUUGUCUCUCAAGUUUAUGAUGAUUGACCAUGACGUACUGACGAAGGGCCAAUGAACGUGUCAUAUCAUUCUCGAUCGGUGGCUGAAUGAUAUGCCCGCAGUUGACAGACUCAUGUC
This is a messenger RNA of Kockovaella imperatae, 1589 nucleotides long. RefSeq lists its product as hypothetical. The transcript has 2 exons. Bases 260 to 1156 code for a protein of 298 amino acids. The record is from RefSeq and is a predicted model, not a curated record. NCBI's taxonomy places the organism in Eukaryota, Fungi, Basidiomycota, Tremellomycetes, Tremellales, Cuniculitremaceae.